This is a messenger RNA of Anopheles darlingi, 1515 nucleotides long. RefSeq lists its product as uncharacterized. The transcript has 3 exons. Gene Ontology annotation, cellular component: nucleus. Gene Ontology annotation, molecular function: nucleosome binding; DNA binding. Lineage: Eukaryota; Metazoa; Arthropoda; Insecta; Diptera; Culicidae. The coding region runs from base 1 to 1515 and encodes 504 amino acids. The record is from RefSeq and is a predicted model, not a curated record.
AUGGUCAUUCAGCGCGUUUGGCGUAACCAACAGCAAGCUUCGCACAGUGCCAACACUGCCACCGUUGCGGCCUCCACAACCACUGGCACAACGGUAACGACAGCCUCACCACCAGCGGCCACAAACCAGUCAACGGCAGCAACAAGUGUGUCCGAUGCGCUGGAGAAUGAAACCUCCUCUGGCAGUGGAGGCACUAGCACGCACCACAACAACACAACACUUGGCUCCUCAAGCCAGGGAAUGCGACAGAAGCUUCACAAAAAUAUGCUCUCGGGUGAGGCAACACUGGACGCACUGAAGCAACGCUACAGCACCGGACGGUCGUUCAUGAGCCAAACGGCCAACGAUGCGGCCAUCAAAUCGUUGGAGCUGCUGCGCGCCAACAUACAGUACCACUUCGAUCGGGAGAUUGACACGAUCGUUCGACGAUUUCAGCAAACGUACUUCGUACCAGCGAUCCGUAACAUAAAGGAGAACCUCGGUGAGGGUGCCAUUUCGGACGAGGCACUGAAGAGUGUAUUCUGUACGCUGCUCGAAGCCUCCAAGGCACAGUACGGUGCCAGUCAGCUUUCGUCACCGGCUGGGAAUUCGCUUUCGCGAGCCAACACACCCGGCAUGGAGCUGAGUGAUUCGGAUUCCAGCACCGACAAUGCACCGGCAGUCGUGGGCAGUGGUGGUGGCAGUAGUGGUUUGAGUGUGGCCACCAGUUUGCUUCAUCAAGCACUGAAACGAAAGCUUCCGGAACCGAAUCAACCGGAUCUCUUCAAGCGACAGUACUUUCUGCACGGACCAAUCUAUCCCCAUGUCCACAGCAGCAACAACAACAGCAACAGCAACAGCAGCAUUAGUACAUCGUUCCGGGCUCCCUCAUCGACAUCGGCUGUUACCGUACCGGCCACUGUCAUUACCCCGGAAAGCCUCUUCAUACUGGACUUCAAGGCAGCCCGAGCCCUGGGUGUUCCGGAUUUCCGGGAACGGCUGGCCAAUCGGCAUCCCGAGGUGCUCCGUUACUGCCCCGAUGCCCAGGAUCGGGACUGGUUGCUGCAACAACGGCAGGUUACACCAUUGAACAAAAAUGGUCGCUUCUUUCUGCUAGCGCUGGAUGAUGUGCGGAAGCUAAUUGAACGAAACGCCUUCGAACCAUCGACCAGCAGCGGACCUUCUGCGGUUGGUCUGCAGGGUUUUAAGGUGACGGAGUUGAUUUACGCAAAAAUUCAAAAGCUACUCAAGGAGCUGACCGAACGGCAGCAGCGAACCACGGCCGGAACGUUCGAGUCUCCAAAAACACCGGCCAUCGCGUCGUCCGGUGUGGCCAGCGGGCCCACUCGUUCACGCUUCUCUUCCUUAAGUUCCUCGCACGCUACACUUACGGCACUUCUCUCCACACCACAAUCGAUCUCGAACGCACCAGAGUCGACGGCCUGCAGUGGCAGCAGUAGCAGUACUAGCAGUAGCGCAGUCACCACGUCGCUGGCUGGAUCUUCGGAAGGAACGUCGGAAGCACGUCGGAGUUAA